Molecule: messenger RNA, 1554 nt
Organism: Penicillium angulare
Lineage: Eukaryota; Fungi; Ascomycota; Eurotiomycetes; Eurotiales; Aspergillaceae
Exons: 5
Coding region: 1-1554 (517 amino acids)
Biological process (GO): regulation of DNA-templated transcription
Cellular component (GO): nucleus
Molecular function (GO): zinc ion binding; transcription cis-regulatory region binding; DNA-binding transcription factor activity, RNA polymerase II-specific
Source: RefSeq, a predicted model, not a curated record
AUGGAGCCCAUAGUUCGCUCACCUCUGUCUUAUGGAAAUGCAUGUGCCACGUGUGCUCGUGCCAAGUGCCGUUGCGUCCCCCAGAGUGGUGGCGGCCGCUGUGAAAGAUGUCAUCGUUUGAACAAGGAAUGCCGCAUUCCCCAAGGACGUCGCAAGCUCCAACCCCAGACCUUGUCCAGGUCGGUCCAGCUGGAACGGAAAAUGGAUAGCUUAAUGUCGCUGCUGAAAGCUGAGGCACAAGAAAUGGGGCAAACCGAGGUCGAAUCAGAAAGAGAAGACGAAGUGACAUCAGCAAGUGAAGAGGAGUCUCUACAUACUUUUCGAACUCAACGGCUGCAGUUCCUCCCACUGAUCCAUAUACCAGCCACGACAAACGCUCGUGAUCUAAAACGACAGUCACCAUUUCUGUGGCGUUGUAUCACGGCUGUAGAAAGUAAGCAUACAGCACGUCAAGCAGCAUUGUGUAUAGAGAUCCGGGAGCUGGCGGGGAAGCGGCUGCUGGUUGACUGCGAUAAGUCCUUGGAUCUAUUGCAGGGAGUGUUGGUAUAUCUUGCAUGCCAGCCGCAAAAGUCAUCGCUCUGUAUCUAUUCCCAGAUGGCGAUCGGGCUAAUCUUCGAGCUGGGCCUCAACAAGCCCGCGCCUCUAGAUCUUAGCAUGGCAGUGUCGAACUCCAAUGCCGUAGGCCAUGUGCCAGAUUUGAAAGCAUCUAUUUCGACUUUGCGCACGAUGAAUGAACGCCGGGCAGUAUUGAGCUGCUAUGUGCUGACUUCGAUUGAAGAAUCGUCUGGUGAUAGGGUGCUAGUCCAGCUCACGCGAACCCGACUUCUAGCGGACCAGAUCCUUCAAGGCCCUUGGAGUGAGGGCCUUUAUGGCCUUGAUGCUGCGCAAUCCCGAGCCGCCUUCCAUCUCAAGGCACACCAGUCACGGUUGGAGACGAUCAAGGCUGAGAUUCCCAUUCAACUGGCUGACAACAAACCCAUUCUCUUUCAUUUGUACGACACUGAGCUUAGUCUUUAUGAAGUCGCCCUAGUAAAGCCUCUUGCAGACGAGGAAUCCAGCCCCCAGCGACUUGAUCACCUCUACACCUGUCUCCACGUGGUGAAACAAUUUUUUGAUCUAUUUUUCACAAUUCCUCCAGCUGGAUACACGUUCCUGGCGCUCCCUUAUCUUACACAGAUCUCGCACUGCUUGGUAACUCUCUUCCGCUUGUCGACUUUGGACUACCCGGGAUGGGACAAGGGCGCGGUGAAAGGCAUGGCGGACAUACUCGCUAUUGCACAGCAGAUUGCCACGCGCAUGGGCCAGGUGGCCGAUGCGGUUGGGAUGCGCAGUGAGGGGGCGUAUAGCGAUCCGUUCAGUAAAUUGGGGAUGAUGAUGCAAAAGCUUCGGAGUGAGUGGGCAGUACUAUUACCAGAGUGGCCGGAGGUGGUAAACGAUCAAAGCUCAGGGGGUCCUUUGUUUUCGAACAUGGAGAUGGCUGACCUGGAUAGCUUUAUAAACUGGCCAGAGAUGGCGUGGUUGAUGGAAGGGGUUGGGACCGGGGGGUUCAUAUAA